Messenger RNA from Parastagonospora nodorum SN15, 498 nucleotides. RefSeq lists its product as hypothetical. The transcript has 2 exons. Lineage: Eukaryota; Fungi; Ascomycota; Dothideomycetes; Pleosporales; Phaeosphaeriaceae. The record is from RefSeq and is a predicted model, not a curated record. Bases 1 to 498 code for a protein of 165 amino acids.
AUGUACCCAAACCACAAUACUUAUGGUGGAAGUCGGCGAAACCCUGCCCGGUUCCAGGCAACUUUCAUGAACGGUAACAGGCAGUCUCAGGGCCACGUACCCACAUACCGGAGCAACUCAACAUCACAACCCACUCAGCCAAACGAAGGUGGUAGAACAGCUAUUGAUCCAGUGUCCCAUGGUUCAGCGUGGACGAUUGAAGGGCGAGAAAUACCAGACAUAAACGGCCGAAUUAUCGACUAUCAACAGUUCAUGAACCGCGUACUUGAUCACUUUGCAACAGCCACAGUUACGUACGAACAGCAGACGACUGCAUGGCGACUGUUUCUGGAUCCCAGGGUGGCCGCAAGUUUUGAGAUGAACGAUCGCAGGGUAGAGGCCGGUGCUCGAGCUGGACGUCCCAUCUUAAUCACUAACGAUGCCACAUACCACAACGCCGAUGGCCCAUGCCCAGGCUUUGGUAGAUACACAGGGAAUGCGGACGAUAAGGAACGAUGA